Paramisgurnus dabryanus is the source of this 1665-nucleotide messenger RNA. It is a transcript of the gene thumpd2, whose product is annotated as THUMP domain containing 2. Lineage: Eukaryota; Metazoa; Chordata; Actinopteri; Cypriniformes; Cobitidae. Gene Ontology annotation, biological process: tRNA methylation. Gene Ontology annotation, molecular function: RNA binding; tRNA (guanine) methyltransferase activity. The record is from RefSeq and is a predicted model, not a curated record.
ACCCCUACAAAAUGGCCGACACUCGAUAUAGUGCACUAUAUAGUGGAUAUGAAGUUGUUUAGGACACAGCUCAUGUGUUUCUGUCAGGUUUAUUGUUGACAGCAGUUUAAACCCGGAAGAGUAAAAUAUUAAUGCUUCUCUAAUAGUCGCAUGUUGCUUGUAUUUGUAAUAGCAGCGCACGAUUGUACACUGGUGUGGCUGCCGUGAUGAUGAAACGUUUUUACUGUACUGCAGGCGCGGGGUUGGAGGAGCUGCUGGUUGAGGAGGUGAAACACAAACUCUUCGCUACUGAACCAGUAUGCAUGUUGGAUCAGGUGGAGCAGAUUUCAGGUAGAGUGUUUUUCUGCAGCAAUGCUCACGUAAACACGAUGACACAACUCAAGUCUGCAGAGAGGCUCUUCCUUCUUUUGCGUAAAGCUGCACCCAUUUCCCUUCCAAAAAAUUCAGCAAAAGCAGCUGUUGUUAUACAGCAAAGCAUUGUAGGAGAUGCCAACAUUUGGAAGCAGAGUCUUUUAAUGUGGAAAGCCCUACAGACUGAGCUUCAGGACAGACAGCAGCAUGGACAGAAGAGAAAGAGAGAGGAAGAUGACAGUUUAAAUGCUGUUGCAAGCUCCAUGCAUUCUCUUUCCUCUAACACACAGUUGGGAAAGGAAUUAAAUCAACACUCAAUAACUUUCCGGGUCAGCUGCCGCUGUAGUGGAGUUAUCGCUCGCUCUUAUACCUCUCAGAGACUAAGUUGUAUUGUUGGGAUGGCCAUCAAAGAAAAGCUUAGAUGGAAGGUAGAUCUGAAAGAGCCCAUUAUUGAGGUAAAUGUCAAUGUAAGUGAUGACCAAUGCAUUAUAGGCAUGCCGCUUUUAAAGCAUCCACUGGCCAGUCGUUGUUAUAUGAAACACAACGGGUUACGUUCUACAAUAGCCUGGGCUAUGACCUUUCUUUGUCCUAAACCGCUGAAUGAUUGUGUGAUUUUGGACCCAAUGUGUGGAGUUGGUGCUGUGUUGUUGGAAGCAGCCCAAGAGUAUUCUAAUGCCCUGUUUCUAGGCAUGGAUACUGACAUGUCACAGCUGCAGAAAGCUGCAGAGAAUGUAAAUGCAGCUGGAAUGGAAGAAAAAGUGCAGCUACUUCAGUCUUCUGCUAUGGAGAUCCCGCUAACCAGUGGGGUGGUUGAUGCUGUUCUGUGUGAUGUUCCAUUUGGCAGGAAGUUUAGCUGUAGCAUUGAUAUGCCUACCGCCCUGCCACAUUUGCUCAAAGAGAUGGAGAGGGUACUUUGUGUUGGUGGACAUCUUGUUCUGUUGCUGAGUUUACAACUUUCUGCUCAGCUUAAGAAGAUCAUUUGCAAACACAAACCCAAGAAACAUGCAAACUCUAUAGACACACACUGUGUUCAUACAGACCCCUCAAGCACAAACAAUGAAUGCAAAGACAUAUCAAAAACCUUAAUGUGUCAUAAAUCAAGCUCUGAAAUAUCAAAUACGCCCAUGUUUAUCACAUCAUUACAAGCAUACAGAACACACAAGGUUAGUUUGGGAAGCACAGAUGCAUUUAUACACAUAUUCACCAAAAUACAAUCUGAAAUAAACACGCACUGAGCCCAAUUAGAUCCUGUUAUGUUUAUACAGGAAAUCUGAGAAAAAAUGAACGAGAUAAUAAAAUCUGUUCAUGAAACCA